Vitrella brassicaformis is the source of this 5579-nucleotide messenger RNA. NCBI's taxonomy places the organism in Eukaryota, Vitrellaceae. The record is from the annotation of a GenBank genome assembly.
AUGUUCAGAAUAUACGACCCUGCCAAAGUGAGCGAUUUGGGCGCACCGCACCGCAACGCCUGUCUGUGUUAAGUUAAUGGCUGGCUGUGUGUAUGUAUGGCUGUCUGUAUGUGUAUACGUACGAAUGUUUAUGCGUGUUGAUUCAUUCAGUGCAGCAUUCGCCACGAGGUGGAGGGCCACCGUGGGACGGCAAUCACCUGCUGCUGGGUGCCGCCUUACAACCAAAUCGCCACAACGGGUGCUGACAUGACUGUGUCUCUGUGGUCGCCCGAGCCGCCCCAGCUGCGGCAGCGGGUCGCCAGCUCGGAGGUCCAACUCAGCGUCACAUGGGCACACACACUAUGGAGGUACGCAGCGCAGCCCACCGAGACACGCAGUCUCAUCAAGACACCAUACCGCUCCUCUCUCUGUCUGUUGUGUGUUGUGGGUGUACAGUGGCGGCAUCGAGGGUUCGUUGACGGCCUGGAAUCUGAGCACACUGACCGCCACGUCAGUCCGCAAAUGCCACAGAGGACCGCUGCACGACCUCACUCUCGUCACAGGCACCACACCAACCAGCCACACCCUCUCCCCCACCCCACACACCCAUACACGCGUGCAUGUGUGUGUCUGUGGUCGAUCAGAUUUGGACAUGCUAGCGUCGUGCAGCGACGACAGCCUGAUCCACCUGUGGGACAUGACGCAGGCGCGCGUCAAAAAAACUUUGAAGGGCCACCACAAGGGGGUCUUCUCCCUCUCCUACUCGAGCGACUACCACGUGCUCUUCUCGGCGGGACUCGACCAGGACGCACUGGCCUGGAACCCGUAUGUGGAGCGGGCGCCGAUAUUCCGGAUGAAGGGCCACGCACACGCGCUGUGCGGGGUGCAGGUGCUGCCGGGGACGCCGCAGAUUAUCACGGCUGACGUUGCUGGUGGGUGCGAUACGAUGCUGACACACACGUGGAUGAGACACAUGUGGUCCCUCUCUUUCUUUGUGGCUUGGUGUCUGUUGGUGUGGCGUGCAGGCACCUUGCGUCUGUGGGACGUGCGUAACUUCCGUGUGGUUCAGAGUUUUGGCGCGUCAGAGGCGCUCAGAGACCUCAACACAUUUGCAGUCAUGCCCAAACACAAACGGUGGGGACCCACCACAUCGGGCCGGCCCCCACACACAUAACAUACUCGUGCAUCUGUGUGUGUGUGUGUCCGUGUCUCACGAUAUCACCCACCUAUUCAGUAUAGCAGCUGGUGCCGAGCGCAUCAUGUAUUUCGACUAUGUGGGCAACAGCGAAGACGAAGAGGGCGUAACCGACCAGCGGGUGGGCACUCGCGCCCACACCCAGAUGAAUGCAGGACCUUGUAGCAUCUGUGUGUGUGUGUGUGUGUGUGUGUUGAUAGGGUUGCUGCGACGCCCUGUACAACGACACGUCCGGCAGCUUAUAUGUGGUCAGCGCCCGCAGCGUGCAGGGGUGGGACCUGCAGCAAGGCGCACUCACCAAGGUCACUGACACAGACAGACGACGGUCAUGAACCUGUGAGUGAAUGAAUUGAUUGUAUUGUAUUGUGUGUCUCGCUGUCUGCAGAUGUUGCGUGAGGUGAAUCCCAACGAGAUCACCGCUGCCUGCUUCGACAUGAAUCAACGGAAGAUAUACACCGGUACGUGGGUGACCGACCGUAUCUACCGCAGUAAUACAUACAAGCGAUGAAUGACCGGAUGAAUUAAUCAAUGAGUGCAGGUGAUGCCGCUGGUGCCGUGCGGUGCUUCAACCUAUACAACGGCUACUUGAUUCGCGAGUUCCACACACACACAAAGGUAGGGACAAGGAAGGGUCACCGUAAACACCACACACGUGCACACACACACACAACAACUGCAUCCACACAUCCACGUGUUGUCUGUCGGCAGGAUGUGACGUGCAUCGCUGCCGUUCCCGGCACACGCACCCUGCUGUCGGCUGGCUGUGACGGCAAGGUCAAAGUCCACUCUGACGACAUCAAUAUCCGGUACACACCAAUGAAUGAAUGCACUCACACGCCCACCCACCCACACGCCCACCGGCCCAAAACCAAUACACACACGAGCCGCCAUGUCUCUCUGUCUAUGUCUCUGUGUGUGGAUUGGAUGCCUGUCGCUCGCCAUGCAGUGGUCGUCAGGGUGUGCUGCGUGCUGAGAUGGCGGCAGGUGGUGAGGGGGAGGCCGUCAGGUGCCUCGCAGUGUCCGCACAGAUCCAUCUCGCUGCUGCUGGUCAGCCUCACACCACACCCGGACAUGUCCAUAGUCUCAACGCCACGCCCGGUGCUGUGCUUGACUGCGGUGGGUGUAUGCAGGCGUGGAGUGCCGGGUGGAGCUCAUCUGUCUCAAGAGCCUCAGACGAGAAUCGACACUCGAACCCGUCACGUCAGUCAGUCAGUCAGGGCUGGCGAAGGGUCAAGGGGACUCUUGCCAACUCUCUCUCUCUCUCUCUGUGUGUGUGUGUGUGUGAUUGGCCAGUGGUGCAGUGACGGCCCUGGCUUUCAUGGAGGAGCGGCCGAUACUCGCCGUGGGAGACGCCGGUGAGUCACUCAGUGCGACACACACCUGCCGAAGGACAAGAUUUUCUCCUGUGUGGUCGGCUCGGUGCAGGCGGCAGCAUCAGUCUGUGGCUGACGCGCCCGCACUCAAUGGAGGGCACAUGCGUAAGGGGGACAGAGACACCACACACAGAUUGAUGGACGUGCAUCGCAUCUGCCCAUCCCCUGUCCAACCAAUGAACACAGAUGUACACCUUUGAGAACCUGGAUGCGAUAGUGCGGCGGAUGGCCAUCGCAGACCACCACGAGGACGGCCGUGCAUCCACACGUCCCAGCAUCGUCAGCGGCAGGUCAGGCAGCCCCAUACCACCAGCACAUCAACACCAUCAACAGCACCAGCAGCAUCGGUCUGCCGUCCCCUCCCCCUCCACCGCCCCCUCAUCCGACCGUGUGUUGUCGCCAUGCGCCCUCACGGCCCUCGUCUUCGACGAAGCUAGGGGCACUGACGCCCUCUACUCCGCCGACACAUCCGGCAGCAUCCGGUGGUGGCAGCUCACUCGCGUGUUCGAUGCGCCGCAGUACCAGCCCCUCACCCUCAAGGCCUUCCAGAAGGCGGCCACGUCCACCACACACAGCCUGGCCCCCAGCAGACACCAGACCAUGGUGGCCGGGUCACACGAGCUCAUGGCACAUGUGAUGACGGCUGGUGGUGCUGGUGCGGGUGUGGGCGUGGGUGUGAAGGCCAAGUCGCCCUCGGCUAGGCUGGCGCACGCACACGCACACGCCCAUGGUGGGCGGCGCGGAUCGGCCAAGGGCAAGGUGCACCAUCGGAAAGUGAUCAUCAGGGAUGGGCUGAGGGGGCACGUCGGCCAGACGGAUCACGCUAGGUGGGUGCGCCAACAGACCAGAAAGGAAUGUCGCGUUUGAUGGAAAUAUGGGAUGCACUCUCUGUCUCUGUGUGUCUCCGUGGUCAGUGGCCCUGCGCGGGAGCAGCCAACGUUCAUCACGGAACCGCCGGCAGGGGCCAACGAGACCACCGACACCAACACACGCAAAGCAGACAGGCAACUGCCACACACACACAUCCACACGAACUAUAAACGGAGCUUUUUUUGCGCAUUUGUCCAGGGCGGGCAGUGUCCGCGCCCCUCCUGCCAAUGAGAGGGCGGCUUCCUCGUCAGUGCAGUCGCGUCUGGCUGUGCCGACGACUCACGGGGCCACGGCCAGCGACUCACGGGGGGACGCUACGGCCACCAGACACAACACUGGUGAGUUUGGAUGUCGGGUCGGGGGGAGAGACGCGCUAACACACACACACACCGACGCCACGCCCAUCUUCAUGUCUGUUGUCUGUCUGUAUGGGUGUGCAGGUCAGCACCAGCGUCGGCUGCAGUCCAACGCUGGCAGCAUCAGGCUGCAAUUCAAAGAAGAAUGUGCGUAGGACGCAAACCUCACACACACACCACACACACGAGAGGGAGAGAGACCCCUCAUGGAUGGGAUGGCUGUGUGCUGCAGAUCAGAUGUCAGUCGAUCUAUUGGGCGAGGUGCAGGCCCACAACGACGCCGUCAUGUCUUUGCGUGUGGUGCGGCCGCGGGAGUACAAUGACGACGGCACUCUCAUGGACACAGCCGCGCCCGAGUGGGGGGCAAGGGCGUUCAUUCUCUCGUGCGCACUCGACAAAAAGGUAGAGAGCCGUUCAUUCAUGCAACACACGUGCAGCGGCUGGUGUGUGAUAUGUGUGUGUAGGUGAAGGCGUGGUCGCUGCAGCUGGAGCCGCUGGGGUGUCUCGUCAAGGUCAGUCAGUCAGUCAGUCACACACACACACAUACGCCACACCCACGGCAGCCAUCGCAUCACGUACCUGCCACCAUGUACGCGUGAGUGAGUGUGGGUGUGUGCAUGAUCUGAUCUAGUCUCCGAAGCACCGCGAAUGGACUGUGCCCUCCCAGGACGCGCAGCGGGCUCUCAGCAAACUCAGAGAAGCCAAGGAGGUCAGCCGACCAGCCAUCUUGCCACAGACACGCGAUUCCCGUGUGUAUGGGUCUCCUCGCUCUCCACACAGCAUUUGUCCGAGCUGGAUGUGCCGCACAUCCUCGCACGUCGAGCGUCGCUGCGUGAGGCGUUAGCCAACGCCCUGCCCUUCCCCGAGGCCGUCCCAGCCCUCCCAUGGCAGCCGCCACACGGACCAACACACAGGGGGCCGGCCGGAGCACUCAUGGAAAUCGGGCAGCAGACCAGAGACCUAAACUUUCCGCAUCUCAAACGACUCGCAAUCGAUGACGGUACACACACACACAUAUACAGAGGGGGAGAGAUAAGCAGAUGUGCGUGUGCGUGGCUAGAUGAGUCUGAGUGUGAGGAGGAGUACCGUCCCGGCGGCGGACUGGGUGUGUUUGAGGACGCGGCGAGCCCCAAGAGGGGCAGGAAGAGACACGUGCCCUUGUCCAUGAUUGAGGACCGCAUCGCCGAGUCGUCCCUGCGGCUGUUUGAGGACGGUAUAAAGAGACAGGCUGCCGAUGUCACACAAUACAGGUGGGCCGGAGAGAGACAAGGUCGUCUGCCUGCCUGCCUUGCUGUCUGUGUGCCUAUCUGUCUGUCUGUCUGUCUGUCUGUGUGUCUCACACGUGCAUGUGUGUGUCCACCCAGGCGCCAUUCCCUCUCGGAAGACGAAGCCAAGGCCGCCGCACGACUUGCGAGGGUAUGUAUGGAUGCCGAUCCACACUCACAAACAAGCCAGCAAAGCACGUUUCUGUGUCUGUCUGUCCAUCUGAUCUGCGUGCCGCGUCAUGUCUUUCUGUAUGCAUGCUGUGCGCAGCUGUUGGGUGAGGCCGGGCUGGACCCCUGCAACAGUUACAGCCUCUUCGCCUUCACCCUCCUGCCCUCCACCAGCGGCCACACCGCCACCACACACACCCACACAGCCCAGGACGACAUGGGCCUCUCCUACUCGUGUGGGGGAAUGAAGUCGACAUGGGGCGGGCGGACGGAGGGAGAGAGAGGCGGUGAGGGAAGACAGUCUGUGUUGUCAGCGACGUUCAGUGUGGCGGGACUCAGGGAGCAGAGGAAGAGUGUCACGGUUGCCGAAUGA